Ipomoea nil (Japanese morning glory) is the source of this 951-nucleotide messenger RNA. RefSeq lists its product as uncharacterized. The coding region runs from base 1 to 951 and encodes 316 amino acids. The record is from RefSeq and is a predicted model, not a curated record. Gene Ontology annotation, molecular function: nucleic acid binding. Lineage: Eukaryota; Viridiplantae; Streptophyta; Magnoliopsida; Solanales; Convolvulaceae. The transcript is spliced from 2 exons.
AUGACAGCCCAUGAUGCGUGGCAACGUCUCAUUGCUAGUUACGCCAGUGCCUCACGAGGACGUAUCAUAUCCCUCAAGGCCAAACUCACAAGGAAUCCGCGAGGGUCUCGGUCUAUCACCACUUAUCUCAAUGACAUGCGAGCCAUAGCUGAUGAUUUAGCGUUGGCUCAGUGUCCCGUAUCUGACAAAGAUCUACUCGUCUAUGUAUUGACUCAGCUAGGCGAGGAUUACAGCUCCAUCACAUCGGCCAUCCGCGUUCGUGAGAAGCCUCUUUCUUUUGGCGAGUUGGCGGCUGUGCUGACUGACCAUGAAGGCCAAUUGACAGAUGCAGAUGCUUUGCGUCAGUCCUUUUUUACUACUACUAAUGUUACUCAACGCACCUCGUCACCCUCACGGCGCAACCACCAGUCCAACACCAACCGGAGGGCCCGCAACAAUAACAAUCAUUAUGGCUCUAAUCGGCAACAAGGGGAACACAAUCGCUCAGGUAUCGUCUGUAAGUUUUGUUAUCUUACGGGUCAUGAAACAAGAGUGUGUUGCAAGCUAGCCCGAUUUUUGAAGGAGCAUGAUGUUCCUCCUGUUCAAUCCUAUGUAUCUCCUACAACCAAUUCGAUGACUGGGGAUUCUCCUCCCUGGAUGUUUGAUAGUGGGGUGUUGCACCAUGUGACACCAAGCCUCGCUCCUCUGCAGACUUUCACCGAGUAUAGUGGAUCGGAUGAAAUACGCCUGGGUGACGUCUCUAUGUCAUCUCUGCGAAAAUUUUACUGUUCCUCAUGCAAUGUUCAUAAAAGCCAUAAACUGCCUUUCUCUAAAAAUACACUUGUUAGCACUAAACCUUUGCAACUUGUUUAUACUGAUGUGUGGGGACCUACUGAGAACUCUAUUGAUGAAUUUCGCUAUUAUGUCAUUUUUGUAGACCACUUCUCGAAAUACAUUUGGUUGUACCCAUGA